Molecule: messenger RNA, 1206 nt
Organism: Olea europaea var. sylvestris
Lineage: Eukaryota; Viridiplantae; Streptophyta; Magnoliopsida; Lamiales; Oleaceae
Product: NAC domain-containing protein 2-like
Exons: 3
Coding region: 138-1070 (310 amino acids)
Biological process (GO): regulation of DNA-templated transcription
Molecular function (GO): DNA binding
Source: RefSeq, a predicted model, not a curated record
CAAUGGCCCACAUAUUUACAUGCAAAUCCCAGGUAUAAAUAUAGACACAAAAGCUGCAUUUCUUUGUUUCAAAGCAUCUUUCGAGAGUUGGGGAAACUGAACUCAACUGUGAAAAGUUUAAAGAACUUGUAGUGUAAAUGAAAGGUGGUGGCGAUAAAAAUCAUCAGAACUUGGAAUUGCCGGCCGGUUUCAGGUUUCAUCCGACAGAUGAAGAGCUGGUGGUGCAUUACCUGUGCCGGAAAUGUGCAGGGCAGCCUCUUGAUGCUCCGAUUAUAGCUGAGAUUGAUCUCUACAAGUUUAACCCUUGGGACCUUCCAGGCAUGGCGCUGCACGGUGAAAAGGAAUGGUACUUCUUUUCUCCAAGAGACCGGAAAUACCCGAAUGGUUCCCGGCCGAACAGGGCCGCAGGAAAGGGAUAUUGGAAGGCCACUGGAGCAGAUAAGCCUUUGGGAAAGCCGAAGUCACUGGGAGUAAAGAAGGCUCUGGUUUUUUAUGCCGGAAAACCUCCUAAAGGAGUCAAAACCAAUUGGAUUAUGCAUGAAUACCGCUUAGCUAAUGUCGACAGAUCUGGGACCAAAAAGAACAAUUUGAGGCUUGAUGAUUGGGUAUUGUGUCGACUAUAUAACAAGAAACGUACUAUUGAAAAGCAUUACAACGUAGAUCAGAAGAUACUGGAGUUUACAAAUAUCAAAGAACAAAAUCCGGAAAUAGGCACAUGCCCGUAUAAUGGAAUGGUGAACCCGGUGGCACCACCGGUUCAAGAAUCACAAUCCAUGAUCGACUCAUUACAAACGACGAAGGAUUAUCUAUAUUUCGACACAUCCGAGUCAGUAACCAAGUUGCAUACCGAUUCGAGUAGUUCCUACCACCACGUAUUAUUGCCGGAGUUCACGUGCGAUAAGGAGGUCGAAAGUGCGCCGAAAUGGAGCGAUUUCGAGAAAUCCCUCAAUUAUCAGCUUAAUUAUGCGGAUGGUUUUCAAGAUUAUGAUUUUGCUUCACAAGUGCAAUAUGUAGACCAGCUCUCUCUGUUUCAAGACAUGCUCAUGUACAUGCAAAAAACCUCUGAUUGAGGGAUCAAAUUUAUUUGAGUUUGUCCUUGAAAUUAAUAGUAUUAUGUGCAAUUAUAAGCCAUGUAAUCCAAAACCUUGAUUAAUCUCUGUCCCCUCCUAAAGAAAAGAAAUGAAGGAUCAUUUAAAAAGUUAAAAA